AUGGAUAAGGCGCUUUACACGGCCCAACUAAUAUCAUCGGCCCAUCUCGUAACAAAACCAAACGAACAACACUAUUAUGCAUUGAUUAGGCUGACUAAACCCGUCUAUAGUCGAAGAAGGCUCUCUGGAUCAAAGUCAGCGAUGAGUGGUGGUACAGUGGCACUGCACAGUGUGUUCGUCUACGGCAGCCUCAUGGCGGACGACGUCGUUCGCCUGCUCCUCAACCGCGUCCCUUCCACAGCCUCCGCGACCCUCCCUGAUUUCCAUAGAUUUAGCAUCAAAGGACGUGUUUACCCCGCGAUUCUACCAGCUCAAGACGAUAAAGUCUCUGGCAAGGUACUGUUUGGGAUCACAGAUGAUGAACUUUACAUUUUAGAUGAGUUUGAAGAUAUCGAGUAUGAAAGAGACAACGUCCAUGUUUUUCUUACAGAUAGCUCAGAGAAACUGGAAACAAAGACAUACAUCUGGGCCAACAAAGAUGAUCCUGAUCUCUACGGUUCAUGGGAUUUCGAGGAGUGGAAGGAAGUUCACAUGGAAGGUUUCUUGAAGAUGACCACAGAAUUUUCACAAGAGAUGAAGUUCCCAGAAUCAUCUGAGACAUGAUUUGAAUCAGUAGGAUGAGAUUCGGUAUUGUUUCAUCUUGAAAUGGAAAACGCUGGAACUGUGUUGAUAUAUUAUUAUGGGAAGGAUUAAUAUUCUUCGUCAUGAAUACAAUACAUAGUGUGUAAGGAAUAAGAGUCUUCUUUACUGUGGUGUAUGGUCAUCAAUACUCAUGCAUAUAUGUUAGACCUUUGAUUGUUUGAUUA
Raphanus sativus (radish) is the source of this 806-nucleotide messenger RNA. RefSeq names its product AIG2-like protein D. Bases 1 to 603 code for a protein of 200 amino acids. NCBI's taxonomy places the organism in Eukaryota, Viridiplantae, Streptophyta, Magnoliopsida, Brassicales, Brassicaceae. The record is from RefSeq and is a predicted model, not a curated record. The transcript is spliced from 6 exons.